Molecule: messenger RNA, 1589 nt
Organism: Drosophila serrata
Lineage: Eukaryota; Metazoa; Arthropoda; Insecta; Diptera; Drosophilidae
Gene: key
Product: NF-kappa-B essential modulator kenny
Biological process (GO): regulation of canonical NF-kappaB signal transduction
Cellular component (GO): nucleus; cytoplasm
Molecular function (GO): K63-linked polyubiquitin modification-dependent protein binding
Source: RefSeq, a predicted model, not a curated record
AAUAAUCAUUUUCAGUUGAAAAUUGUGCGCUGAGUGGAUUUAUUGGCUUCGCAACCAAGCUGGAAAAGCGAUAAGAUAUACGCUUGCGAUCCCAAACAAAACAUCUGCUCGGCGUUGCAAAGUUUAUCGAUUUCUCAAACGCGCGGCUGAUCAGAAAUUUUCCGAAAACGGGGAAUUCCAGAUAAACUCUGACCGCAGUGGUAAGAUUGCCAAUGAUUGGUGCCAGGCAGCAGUAUCAGCCCAACACUGACGGCGCCAUGUCAGACGAAGAAUCAUUUGUGAUCCUGGGCAGCUCGCCGUACCCAUCGUUGUUGCCCGACGCAGGUGGUCUUGUGCUGGACGGCCUAGAUAGCGGGGAGGAGGCGCUGGAACCCACUGCAUCGACUUCGGCGGUCUCGCAGGCAAAGCUGGAAAAACCGCAGCCGGUGUCAAGUGCCCCUGCCAGCACAAGUGGCACCGAAAGCAUGAGUGCCUCACAGCAGCUUCGAUCGCUAGACAGCCAGGCGGCCCAAUCGCUGGCCGCAAGCUUCAUUAUGGGCGAAGUGAAGUCCGACGUGCUCAAGAGCAGUGUCUACUCUCAGUUUCCCAGCCUCUGCUCAAUGCAGGCCUCUGCUGAGGACGUGGUCAAACUUCAGAACAUGAUGACGGAAUAUUUAACCCUAAAGAACACGCUGGACAAGGUGAACAACACCAUGCUAAACUACCACAAGCUGACGCAGCAGUGGCGACAGGAGGCCGCCGAGCGGGAGCAGCAGUGUAAGCAACAACUACUCGAGUGCCAGCAGCAGGUCAUAAGCCUUCGCGCCGAGAAUCAGCAGCUAAAAGCCGAUCUAGAGACAAAGAUCUCACAGAUCGAAAUGGUGCAGGACUUUAGCCAAAAAGAGCAGGACGAUCUGCGAAAGAGCGUCUCCGAGAAGACUUCUCUGAUCAACAACAUGCGUGUGGAGAUCGACAAGCUGCAGCAGCUCAAAAUGCACUCGUUCGAAUUCGUACCCGAGGAGGUUAAUCUAACCAGUGCCCAGGAGCUAAUGGCGAAAAUGCAGCGGGACAUUGACGAACUGAAGGCCAAGGAUAUCCAGAAGCAGGAGGAGAUCUUACACCUUCAGACACAGAACGACAUCUAUCGUCGUGACUUUGAGAUGGAGCGGGCAGAUCGUGAGAAGAAUGCCGGCGAGAAGGAACAGUAUUUGAUGGACCUGCGUUCACUACAGAGGAAGAACCAGGAGCUGAUCGAAGCACUGGCCGAGUCACACCGGGCUAGCAAGUCGGCGUCACCCGCGUCCUCCUUAAGUUCGAGCCGGAGCAGUCUACGUGACGAUCAGAGACCCGUAAGAGUUCUUGAACCAACCGGUGCCGCCGCCUCCCGGACACCAGAGGCCAUCCUGCGCUGUCCCAUUUGUUCAAAGUCCUUUAACGCCCUUAGCGUGUUACAGAGCCAUGUGAACGAUUGUUUGGACAAAAACUAAUUAUCAAUAUUUGUUACAUUAACUUUCUUUAUAGUAUACUGUUUAAGCUUAACACGUUAGCCCUUGAGCUGAUUGCACAUUAUAAAAAAGCACAUUACAAUAACAGCGGAUAGGUGCCCCAAU